AUCUCCUCCAGUGCAAACAGCAGUACGACUUCCACCUCACAGCUAGCCACACAGCCAUGGCGGCGGCGGCGGCCUCUGCCACCCAAGCAGCACUCGCGCUCGCCCACGACCUGGAGGACGCCUCCGAAAGGAAGGCACACUUCGUGCUGGUCCCACUGAUGGCGCAGGGCCACACCAUCCCGAUGACCGACAUGGCGUGCCUGCUGGCCAGGCACGGCGCGCGGGUCAGCUUCGUCACCACGCCGCUGAACGCCUCUAGGAUCGCGGGGCUCAUCGACCACGCGGCGGCGGCGGGCCUCGCGAUCCGGUUCGUCAGGCUCCGCUUCCCCGCCGCCGAGUUCGGCCUGCCCGAGGGGUGCGAGAACGCCGACAUGCUCCAGUCCAGAGACCUGUUCAAGAACUUCAUGGACGCCUGCGCGGCGCUGCGGGAGCCACUCGCUGCGUACCUCAGAGAGCAAGAACAACCUCCGAGCUGCGUCGUAUCGGACAUGAGCCACUGGUGGACAGGUGACAUCGCGAGGGAGUUUGGUGUCCCCAGGCUGACGUUCAAUGGCUUCUGCGGCUUCGCGUCCCUUGCCAGGUACAUCAUGGUCCGCGACAACUUGCUGGAACACGUCGAAGAUGAGAAUGAGCUCGUCAGUUUCCCAGGAUUCCCAACGCCGCUUGAGCUGACGAAAGCAAGAUGCCCUGGAAGUGUAUCUGUUCCCGGUCUGGAUCAGAUCCGUAAGAAGAUGUAUGAGGAGGAGAUGAGAUCCAGUGGUGUUGUCAUAAACAGCUUCCAAGAGCUGGAGGCCUUGUACAUCGAGUCCUUCGAGCAGGUUACAGGGAAGAAGGUCUGGACAGUGGGACCAAUGUGUCUGUGCAACCAGGACAGCAACACGAUGGCGGCGAGAGGAAACAAGGCCUCAAUGGAUGAGGCGCAGUGCCUGCAAUGGCUCGAUUCCAUGGAUCCGGGCUCGGUGAUCUUUGUAAGCUUCGGCAGUAUGGCCCGCACCGCGCCUCAGCAGCUCGUUGAGCUGGGACUAGGGCUGGAAUCUUCCAACAGGGCGUUCAUCUGGGUGAUCAAAGCAGGAGAUAAGUUUCCAGAAGUUGAGGGAUGGCUCGCGGACGGGUUCGAAGAACGGGUGAAGGACAGAGGCUUGAUCAUAAGGGGCUGGGCGCCGCAGGUUAUGAUCCUGUGGCAUAGAUCUGUUGGAGGUUUCAUGACACACUGUGGGUGGAACUCGACAUUAGAGGGAGUCUGUGCAGGCGUGCCCAUGAUCACAUGGCCACACUUUGCAGAGCAGUUUGUGAACGAGAGGCUGGUGGUGGACGUGCUGAAAACUGGGGUGGAGGUUGGAGUCAAAGGGGUGACACAAUGGGGGCAUGAACAAGAGGAGGUUACAGUGACAAAGGAUGAUGUGGAGGCAGCUGUGUCCAGGUUGAUGGAUGAAGGUGAGGCUGCAGAGGAGAUGAGGAUGAGAGCAAGAGAAUUUGGUGUUAAGGCAAGGAAGGCUUUGGUAGAGGGAGGUUCUUCGUAUAAUAAUAUAAAUCUAUUGAUUCAUGAAAUGGGAAACCGGGCAAAUGUAUCUACCUAGCUAGCAUAGAGAAGGGAUUAAGCUCCCUCCCCCCUCUCUGGAGGCAAAAUAUAAUGCAUAAAGACUAUCAAUAGUUAUCUUUGAAAUCAAUCUGUAACCAGGUGGCGCUUUCAAGAAAAAAAGGAGAAAUGGGCCAGCAACAAUCAAUUCCUAUUAAAAUGCAUAUGAAAGGUCAUAGAACUUAGAAGCUUGUUAGAAAUGAAAAAUACAUCACCUACGACCUACAUGUACAUCUGUAUUACAACAUGGUGACUGGAACCUUCAAACAAGUAUAUGUGUUGGAAAUC
This is a messenger RNA of Zea mays, 1864 nucleotides long. Its product is annotated as UDP-glycosyltransferase 73E1. NCBI's taxonomy places the organism in Eukaryota, Viridiplantae, Streptophyta, Magnoliopsida, Poales, Poaceae. The record is from RefSeq and is a predicted model, not a curated record. Bases 57 to 1577 code for a protein of 506 amino acids. Gene Ontology annotation, molecular function: UDP-glucosyltransferase activity. The transcript has 2 exons.